Vicia faba (fava bean) is the source of this 540-nucleotide messenger RNA. Lineage: Eukaryota; Viridiplantae; Streptophyta; Magnoliopsida; Fabales; Fabaceae. The record is from the annotation of a GenBank genome assembly.
AUGAAGAUAACGGCAGACCAUACAGGAAGUUCAAGCCUUAAAUUUUGUAGUAUUCAGAAGCGUUUCAGUUCCAAGAGUUCUAUACCUGUGAAACCAAUGGGGUCUAAAAGACUGAAAACACCCUUUUCAAGUUCACAACAACCCAUUUCUAACCAUGUUAUUGUUAAGGAAAAUGAUGUUGAUAGCUAUUCCAUUGAGGUUGAAAUGUUAAGAAAUGAUCCGUCUAUUGUAGACACCAUGACUGUCGAUGAUGUUAAUGAUACUCCAGAGACAGUUGAACUUAACCAGGGUAAGAAAAGGUUUAAACAAUCAGAACCUGAAAGAAAAAUUGUCAAAGCGACAACCAAAAAGAAGCUGUUGGUUAAAUCAGACGAGGAGAAGGAUAUCGAGGAAAUAAAACAGCGACUGCUAGAUGGCUAUGAGAACAGCUUUUGGACAUGUAGUGUUUCUAAGCUUGGUUAUUCUGGAACAGCAAUAAUCUCAAGGUUUGAUGAAGAGAGGACGACGAAGGAUGAAGAGAGCUUGAAUAGGUUGUUAUGA